CUGCCCAUCCGUGGACACCCCAGUCCAGAUACAGACGCCUCGAUAGAUCCUCCCCCCUAUGAUGCUCAGCCCGGCCCAAUUGAUCUACAACUUCAUCACAUUGUCUCCAGAGACGCUCUUGUUGUCAAGAUUCAACCUCCCAAGGUACCGCCAAAGCCAAUCAGCCAUGUAGCUUGUGAUGUGGUGCUCGUCAUCGACAUUUCCGGCAGCAUGUGCUCGUCUGCUCCGGUGCCCGGCGAAGGCGAGGACACGGGGCUUUCAGUCUUGGAUCUGACCAAACACGCGGCCUUUACAAUCAUCGAAAGCAUGGAUGAGAGAGACCGCCUUGGCAUAGUGACAUUCGAGUCCGAGUCCAGAAUCAUUCAAGCCCUGGAGCCCAUGACGGAUGGCAACAAGGAACAGGCACGCAAAAGAAUCAGAGCCUUGAAGCCAAUGGGAUCAACCAAUCUAUGGCAUGGCAUGCUCGAUGGAAUAAAACUGUUCAAGAACGAGGAGGACAGCGCUCGGGUGCCGGCCGUCAUGGUCCUGACAGACGGCGAGCCGAACCACAUGUGCCCUGCCCAGGGCUACAUCCCAAAGAUGCGAUCCAUGGAUCCGCUGCCCGCUACGAUUCACACAUUUGGAUUCGGAUACAGCCUUCGGUCUGGACUGCUCAAGUCCAUUGCCGAGUUCAGCGGUGGCAACUAUGCUUUUAUUCCAGACGCAGGCAUGAUUGGAACCGUCUUUGUCCACGCCUUGGCCAACUUGCAGGCGACUUUUGCAACCAAGGCUUCACUGAAACUAAGAUAUCCAUCCAGCUUGGAGAUUGAGCAGAUGCUGGGUGAUUCUGUUGACAAGCAAGCAGCUGUCAGUGCCGGCAAUGGGCAGAUGCAGUUGACUAUUCCCCUGGGAAAUAUCCAGUACGGACAGUCACGCGACCUCUGGCUUCGUCUCGAGGGCAUUACACAUGAGAAGCAGAUUUCAGACUAUGCCAUUGAAGCCACUCUUACUUUUGAAGAAGCUGACAAGUCCAUCACCACCUUGAGCUCAGCCCGCCUCGGUGACAGUACAACUGGCACGGCGGCAGCUCUCUCCGCCGAUGAAGCAGUCUAUCACGAAUCCCGAGCCCUCGUCUGCAACUUCAUCUCUUCGCUAUUCCUCCUUGGAUCGGAUGGAGAAUACCGGGCAUUCACUGAAUCGGCCAAAAUAGCAGAGAAGCGACUAGAGCUGGCACAACUUAUCGCGACUCUACCCAGCCGACAUCUCACCGACGGACUGAAUAAGUCGCUCAUGGAGGAUCUCAGCGGCGACCUGCCCAGAGGGCAAAUCAGCCUCGCCAUCUCCACGCCAGAGUUCUUCGUCAAAUGGGGCCGCCAUUUCCUCCCAUCCUACGUCAACGCUCUAACUCGACAAAUCUGCAACUCGUUCAAGGACUCGGCGCCCCUUCAGUUCGGCUCUCAGAGCCCCCUAUUCACAGCCUGCCGCGAUCGUCUAGACAAUGCCUUUGACAGCAUCCCCGCGCCACCGCCGUCCAGAGCCGUUCUACGCCACAACGGAGGUCGCCAAGCUCGAUCCUUGACCGCCGCGCCCUCGUCCAUGGCUCGAUACCGCAACGCCUCCGGAGUGUGCUUCGCCGGCUCGACCCUCGUGGAACUCGCAUCCGGCCGAAUCACAGAGAUGCGGAAGCUAAAACGCGGCUCUCGAGUCCGCACGCCUCUUGGUCCUCGAAAGGUGCACCUGGUUCUCAAGACGAAAGUAUCAAGCGAGACGCUCUACCGGGUUGGCUCGCUGCUCGUCACGCCCUGGCAUCCCCUUUCCAUGGACGGCAAGAGCUGGGAUUUCCCGGCCAACAUGUUUGAUGCGCCGGUGCUGUAUACGGGCUUCAUCUACUCGAUUCUGUUACAACCUGACGGGAGACCGGAUGCGCACGCGAUUCGCGUUGGUGGUGUUGCCUGGGGCGUUACGCUGGGUCAUGGCAUCACCCGAGGAAUGGACACUCGGGCUCAUGAGUUCUUUGGCGAUUAC
Messenger RNA from Trichoderma atroviride IMI 206040, 2004 nucleotides. RefSeq lists its product as uncharacterized. Lineage: Eukaryota; Fungi; Ascomycota; Sordariomycetes; Hypocreales; Hypocreaceae. The record is from RefSeq and is a predicted model, not a curated record.